GGAGGAGCUUUAUACGUCGAGAGAGAAAGAGAGAGAGAAACAAACUGGAUCGCAGUGUGCGCAGGCGUAAUAUAUAUCAGCACGAGGCACGAGAUUAGUUCAUCAUUACUGAAUAAUGCUGCACUUACUCUUAAUCGCAGUUUGGGCAUGUCUCAUCGGUGUCAAGAGCUUCCCGCUGCCCGACUCUGGUCCACAUUUGGCAAAUGACUGGGGACAACCUGUCCGACACCGACAUCUGUACGCGGCAAGACGCGGUUUACAUCUGCAAAUACACACAGAUGGGAAAAUAACUGGAUCACACGUGCAAACUCUUCACAGUUUGCUUGAGAUUUGGCCGGUGGAUACGGGUUUUGUUGCCAUCAAAGGGGUUGCAAGCUCCAGAUUUCUCUGUAUGGAGAGGCAUGGAAAAUUGUAUGGAUCGCACAUCUACACGCAAGAGGAUUGCUCCUUUAUAGAAAGGGUUCUGCCAGACGGCUACAACAUCUACAUCUCGAGCAAACAUGGAGCCCUGGUGAAUUUGGGUGGUGGAAAAAACAACAAAGAUGGGACUUCUCUAUCCCAGUUCCUUCCCAUGCUGAACACACUACCGCAGGAACCUACCUCCGACCAUCAAUCAGGAGAACAGCGCUCUCCCAUUGACCCUGAACACGACCUUCAGUUAGGUCUUCAGAUCGACAGUAUGGACCCUUUUGGAAAGAUGUCUCAAAUAGUGAUCCAAAGUCCCAGUUUUAACAAAAGAUGAGCAGUCAACCAUCAUUUGUGGAUGUUCUGAGGAAGCGACCCGGAGCUGAAGGUCCGGGUUCUCGUGCAGAAACAAAGGACUGUGUGAGAUAAGUCCGGAGCACAGGGAAAGACUUUCAAAAGGACCUGCGAUGGUCAAUUCCACACACAGUGACGGAGAACAUGCAGAGGUGCUAUGGACUGCACACAAAAACAAAUCACUCCAAUUCUUGAGACUCUCAGUCUUAGUGGUGCAUUAACCAUUAAUUUGGGUUUAUUUAUUUAUUUUUCACUGUCUCUGUAAUGGCCCUUCUCUCUGUAUAGUGUAACUUUAACACUGUACAAUUUACUGUGCCCUAAUAUAUGCUUUCUAUGUCAUUAAUGAAAUAUCCAGUUAUUGUUUUUCUUCUACUGUAUAUAGGUAUGGUUUUAAUUGACCCACUG
This is a messenger RNA of Paramisgurnus dabryanus, 1164 nucleotides long. RefSeq names its product fibroblast growth factor 19 (gene fgf19). Gene Ontology annotation, cellular component: extracellular region. The record is from RefSeq and is a predicted model, not a curated record. Gene Ontology annotation, biological process: fibroblast growth factor receptor signaling pathway. Gene Ontology annotation, molecular function: fibroblast growth factor receptor binding; growth factor activity. Lineage: Eukaryota; Metazoa; Chordata; Actinopteri; Cypriniformes; Cobitidae.